Molecule: messenger RNA, 4028 nt
Organism: Pelodiscus sinensis (Chinese soft-shelled turtle)
Lineage: Eukaryota; Metazoa; Chordata; Testudines; Trionychidae
Source: RefSeq, a predicted model, not a curated record
CCAGAAGAGAAGAGUGAAACUGAUAGUAUUCUAGUCAGUUCACCUCUUCUGCUCUUGUGGGACAAUCACUUUGUGGUCCAGCAAGAACAAAGAAACGGCACUCCAGAGCCUGUUGUAGAUGACUAUAAAAAGAUGGGGACUCUCUUUGGUGAACUUAACAAAAGCCUUAUCAACAUAGGCUUCACAAGGAUGUAUUUUGGAGAACGGAUUGUGGAACCUGUAAUAAUCAUAUUCUUCUGGGUUAUGCUUUGGUUCCUUGGCUUACAAGCUCUUGGACUAGUUGCUGUUCUGUGCCUUGUCAUUAUUUACGUGCAACAGUAGACUGUGGUGAAUUGGUCUGCUGAAUAACAUAUUACAGCCAUGUCACCUUUCAGUGGAUGUCUGUGUUUAAGCAAACACGUGUAGCAUUUUAAAAGCUGCAAUGUUCCAAAUUGUGCUACACAUUAGUUUGUUAGGUUUUUACAUUCAGACUAAAAUUAUGUAUGCAUUUUAAAGGAAGUCAUCAGUGCUACCACAUCUCCAGAGGGAAUGAAAACGAUAUCUUCUUAAUAAUGGUACUGUCCAAAGUAACUUACUGUUUUGAAGAGCUUGUCUACUCGGUAAUUUAGUAUGUGGCAAGCCAGGAUGUGAAUCUGCAGCACACCAGCAUGCCAGAUACUAACUCUGUGUGUGGACAAGCCCUAUGUGAGGGUACAUGAGCCACUGCAACCUUCAGGGCUAAGUCCUAGGUUGCUUUUUUAUUAAAUGUGGUAUAGCAACAUCUCCAUCUGAAUGGGAUCAGCCUCUCUUCUGUGAUGUGGCUGUUAUUUUGAAACUACUUUCUUGUGUAAUGGAAAUUUUCUCUUUAUUUGGAAGAAUACACAUAAACAUGAGUUUUGUGUUCUGUUGUUUUUACAUUGUUCUCCGUAAGCUUUUCUGAAAGCUUGAACCUAAAAUCUGUUAACUAGCUAAAUAAAAUGUGUUCCUCCAUUGGCUUGCACUUUUAUGCUCAUGCAUAUUGGUUUGUUACUGUAACGCCAGGCCUACAUUAGAAAAGGUUUGUCUAUCUGUGCCAACAUAACUAUACCAGAAAAUCCUCCUCCAGUAGGCAUAGCUUAUACUGGAGAAGAAGUAUGUUAUCAGUAUAACUGUAUCUACCCUCAGGCUUUUGCCAAUAUAAUAUUGUCAGGGUUAAAAAUAAUACCCAUAGCUGACAUUAAUAUAAUGGCAAAAGUUUCUAACGUAGACCAGACAUAGGCCAUGUGUACUUAGCUGUGGUCAUUAAUACCUUUUAUAAAUAUCAGAAGAGUUCUCUUAGGGAGAAAAAUAAUUUGAGGACUUUGCAAAUAAAUAUAAAUCCCCCACCUAGCAAGUUUGUUAUAAUACUGAUUACUGUCACUCUAUAGGACAAGUUUGGGUUGCAAGAUGGGUUGCAUUCCUAGGAUUCAGUGUGUAUCUGUCAACUUGGAUAAGGUUUGCUAAAGAUUGGGCCCAAUCCUAACUUAGUUGCAAGCUUUGGUUAUAUGAGCACAUCAGGCCCAGCCCCUAAUGUAAGAUAUGAGAAAUUAUGCAAGUAAGGUAAGUAUAGAAAGAUAGAGAGAUUUCAACUGCAGUCUCUCAGGAUUUUUGUGUGUAUGAUUGGGAAAUCUAACAUCUAGAGAUGUGUGUGGUAAGCUAAAAUAUCAAAUAAUAAAAUAUUAUAUAGAGGUUUAAAAUAAACAUGUAAAAUCCACUUUGGUAAUGUAGGAUCCAAUCCUGAAAAGUGCUGAGCAGAGGAAAAGACAGAGAAAAUCUUCACUAAAUAGGCUGACUACCUGUUUAGCACCCUCCCAAAUCACUCUAUUAUAUAUAGAGAACUGAUUCUGACCGCAUGCCUUUUUUCAUUAUUACAUUUGUUUAAAGAAAGCAAUUUACGAUUUGGGAUGUGCUGUUGUACUUUUUGUUUCUGCAAAUGUGUGGGUUGACAAAUCUUAAUCAUAAGUAGUCUUACUUACAAACUGGGCUUCAUCCAAAGACAAUUGAAGUCAUUGAAAACAAUCCCUAUGGCCCCAGUCCUUGGGUUAAUUGGGUCGUUAGGAAGAUUCUUGUGUCCACUUGGAGUUUAUUGGAGUCUAUGCCCUACACACAUUGAUCUAGGUGCAGGGCCUAAGGAGCUAUUCCUUGUAAGCUUUUACAGUCUUUUAAAUCAAUUAUUAUUUGUGGAUUUAAGCACAAAGGCCCCAAUCCUACAAACAUUAUCCAUGUGUUUGCCUCUGUAAGUAGUCCCACUGCAUUCAUGAGACUAUUUGCAUGUGAAACGUUAAGCUCAGCUGUACGUUUGUGUCAACCGGGAACCAUGUCAAAGAAUGUAUCCGUGUGUACAUGUGUAAAAUAAUGACACUGGUGACAUGGGAAUAAUGUACAUUCAUAAACUGUUCAUAGAUAUGCUUUGCUCAUACAUUAAUCAUAAUCUGGAUUUCCAAAAGCUAAGUAGAAAUAUAAUUUGAAUUUAAUGGCGGGUGCCUCAGGGGAAACACGUUUUAAAAUCCUUUAAAAAUAAUAUAGUAUACCCUGUAUGUUUGUGUAUUGUGUGUGUGUGUGUGUGUGUGUGUGUGUGUGUGUUAUGUAGUAGUGAUUUUGUGUGUGUGUGUAGGCUGUAUUAUAAAAAUGGAUUAUUUUUUACGUCAUGCCUUUUUCCUCCUGUGCAAGUUAUGAGCCUUUAAUGUGAACCCUUUUGCAUGGGUAGGGAAAAGGUCAAUGUCUCAUAGGAAACAGGGUGUGCACAGACUACAUGUUGUUAUGCAAAAUUCCCUGAUUUCCUGAAGUAAAGGAAACCUUCUCUUGUUUUGGAACUUACAGAAUAGCUGGCCAGAAGUGGGGCUACUUGGUCACAGGCCAGAAAUGAAAUAGGGAAAAUAAUGUAGCUACCUGCAUAGAAUAUGUUGUCUGUGCAUAGUAAUGAUCACAAACGGUAGGCAUAUAAUCAUCCCAGCAGCUCUCCUUCCCACACAUGUCAUUAAACACACUGACAAAAAAGUGGUUCUUUUCUUUUGAACUAAAAUCAAGUGUUUUGUCAGUGAUGUCUCUCCUCUUUUGAAGAUUCUGCAUAUUUAUGACCCUAAAAAAACCAAUUUCCCUCUAUUUAUUACUGAAACUUUAUGAAAUAGAUGGAGACAGACAAAUCUCUUUUGAAAAAGUCAACCUAUCGUUAGGACACCUUUUUCCCCCCCUCCCGCAACGUUUCAGUAUUGUCCCCUAUUUCGUUACUUAUAGACUGUGACAGUCACUUAAAAGGAUCGUAUACAGGAUCAUCUGCCUUUAAUAUCUAUGCAUUACAUCAUGUCCCUUUCAUGUUUUUUUGGUUUUGUUUUAUUGUUUGGGUGGGUUUUUUAUUUUUGAAGGUGAACUAUUCAAUAGAAUAGUCCAUUAUAUUGAAAAUGGUUUUAAAUGAGCAACAUAACUGAACAAAGAUGUGUAUCAAAAGAAAUUGCAUUAUAAAAUUGUCAAGUACAGUACUGCAAGAAAAUAUGAGCAGCUUUUGCCUUGCUUCUCUUCCCUACCCUGAAGCUACAGUUUGAAAUCCUUAGGAGUUUUGAGUAUGUAAAGAAUUCAGAAUAGAAUCCUACUCCAGAAAUAAAGGAUGAAUGUAAAUUUUGUUUGAGACUAUAUUCCUUGUAUCCAAUCUGAAAAUUAUUAACAAUAAUACAUGUGACUGUCAUUUUCUCUCUCCAGUUCUGAUUACACAUACUUAUGUUUGUAUAUGCUGAUCAUAUAAAAGAAUAACAUCACCCAAAUGCACAUCAAAUAAUGAACUCUGUAAUCCUUAUUGGUCUUUGGGGCAUAUAAUAAGAUUUCUGUAGAACUCUUACUGUGUCCCCAAAAGAGCCUGUAUUUGAAUUAAUAUGUACAGUGAGGAAACUGUACAUAUAGCAAGCUGAUGAAACCUCAUUUGCACUGAAAAUUGACAUACUGAAAUUGUCUGAGUGGAAAUGUUGUUUCCUGGAGAUAUUUGUCUUGUGGCAAGCACUUUGUUACUCUUUCUAAUAAAAUAUAUUCUGUCCUCAAAUAAA